AUGCUUAUCAUCGAUGUCCUUCCCCUCCUCCUCGUCGCCCUGACUUUGGUAUAUGUGCUCUAUAGACGGUUCACAAGGGUGUCAAUCUCGGAUAUCCCAGGACCCGAGUCCAAUUCGUUCUUGUUUGGUAAUAUAACCGAGCUGCUCCAAGCGCAAGCCGGAGAGGUCGACUUCAAAUGGCAGAAAAUGUACGGCGACGUGGUCAGAGUGCGGGCUCCGCUUGGGGAAGAUCGUCUUUUGAUCUCCGAUCCCAAAGCGACACAGUAUGUAUAUCACACCGCUAGCUAUGCCUUCCCCAAGCCUCAGUCUCGACGGCAAAUAUCUGGGUUGAUGUUUGGACGGGGAGUGGGGAAUGUUGAUGGUGAAGAUCAUAUCCGGCAGCGCAAAGUCAUGAACCCUGCUUUUGGAUUCCCGGAAGCCAAAUCAUAUAUUCCUAUCUUUUCGUCUUGUGCGGAGAAGAUGGUUCAAAAGUGGAUCGACCUCAUUGCGGAUGAUAAUGGCCAGUCGACUGUCAUUGAGGUUACGAACUGGUUGUCUCGUGCGACGCUGGAUGCGAUUGGGGAAGCCGCUUUUGACUACCAAUUCGAUGCUCUCGAUGAACCCAAUAGCCCAUUGGUGAAGGCAUACAGCAAUGUCUUCUUCGAUGUGUUUGGUAUCCCAUCAAACUCCGGCGUUCUGUAUAUGACGAUCAUGGACUAUCUUCCCUCCAUCGUCGUUUCGUUCAUUCUUAACCAUUUCCCUGCUGGUCGGAUGGCGCAUGCAGCUAUGACGAAAGAUCUCUCCACCGAGCUUUCGAAGCAGCUCAUUGCCGAGAAGAGCAAGGAGGCGCUGUCGGGAGGGGGGAACCGGGAUCUUAUGAGCUUGCUCAUCAAAGCCCACAAUUCUUCAGAUCCAAAAGCUCAGCUCAAACUGGACGAGCUACUAGCUGAAGUCAAUGUUAUCAUCCUUGCCGGCCACGAAACCACGUCCAACACGAUCGCUUUCAUGCUGACCGAGCUUUGCAAGAAUCUAGAGAUACAGGACAAAUUACGCGCGGAGAUACGUUCGGCCGAGGCUCGGUUGCACGAGCGGGGCGAGACGAGAUUCGGUCUUGCGGAUUUCGAUUCUAUGCCAUAUAUGUUGGCUGUGCUGAAGGAGACAUUGCGUUUCCAUCCUGUGGCAUACAACAUCUUCAGGGUAGCCGGAGAGGACGACGUCCUCCCGUUGAGCUCACCGAUUACGACCGUGUCAGGGAAGGUCCUUCAUGAGUUACCCAUUCCCAAGGGCAUGCAGAUCAUGUCGUCGGUUGCUGCUUGUAAUAGAAACACGGAGAUGUAUGGAGAAGACGCACAUGUAUUUAACCCGGAUCGUUGGCUACGUGACCCUCCGAAGCAGAAGGUGGCAUUGGGGGUGUAUGCGGGGCUGUUCACGUUCUCUGGUGGACCUCGUUCCUGUAUCGGUUGGAGAUUUGCGUACGUCUCCUGUCUCCAAGCUGUGAUCGUGGCAAUCAUGAGCAAGUUUGAAUUUGCCUUUGUCGAGGGACAUGGGCCCGAGAGGAUCCGGAGGGAGUCGUGUUUUGCUAUGACCCCGACGUCGGAAGGCGAGGUUGAGAGGGGAUCGAGAUUGCCGUUGAGGGUCAAGUUGGCUUCGAGGAAUGAGUAG
Guyanagaster necrorhizus is the source of this 1641-nucleotide messenger RNA. RefSeq names its product cytochrome P450. Bases 1 to 1641 code for a protein of 546 amino acids. The record is from RefSeq and is a predicted model, not a curated record. Gene Ontology annotation, molecular function: oxidoreductase activity, acting on paired donors, with incorporation or reduction of molecular oxygen; monooxygenase activity; iron ion binding. The transcript is spliced from 14 exons. Lineage: Eukaryota; Fungi; Basidiomycota; Agaricomycetes; Agaricales; Physalacriaceae.